Molecule: messenger RNA, 4227 nt
Organism: Mercenaria mercenaria
Lineage: Eukaryota; Metazoa; Mollusca; Bivalvia; Venerida; Veneridae
Product: elongation factor 1-alpha-like
Exons: 11
Coding region: 1371-3299 (642 amino acids)
Biological process (GO): translational elongation; translation
Molecular function (GO): GTPase activity; GTP binding; translation elongation factor activity
Source: RefSeq, a predicted model, not a curated record
CUCUGUAAAGCGUAAUGAUUUUGUAGAGAAGAAAUGUAUUUCUUAUAUUAAUGCGCGGGAGACAACAUAAGAUGAGAAAAUAAAAAGCAUAUUUUCAUUGCUAAAAUGAAAAGUGUGUCAUACGUAACAGCACAAGAACAAAAAGAUAAUAAGCCGCACCAUGAGAAAACCAACAUAGUGCAUUUGCGACAAGCAUGGAUCCAGAACAGCCUUCGCAUCCGCGCAGUCUGAUCAGGAUCCAUGCUGUUCGCUCACGGUUUCUCUAAUUGCAGUAGGCUUUGAAAGCGAACAACAUGGAUCCUGACCAGACUGCGCGGAUGCCCAGGCUGGUCUGGACCAUGCUGGUCGCAAAUACAUUAUGUUUGUUUUCUCAUGGCGCGGCCCAUUAUAGUGAUUUGAUUGAAAAUUCACUUUGCUAGAAAGCAUGAAAAGUUUUAAAGAAUCUACUAAGUCUUCUUUAUCUGUAGUGUAAUCCAGUAUGUUCAAUACAUUAAAGCCCCACCAACGCCAGGUAUCUCUUUUUUGAAGAUAUUUGUUGUUUCUCAACAACCAGAUAAUAUUUUCGCAAAAACUUGUCAACAAAACCACAGAAAGUGAUUCAUUUUUCGCCAAAAAAAAAAAAUAUUUAUUUUUUUCUGGAUAAUUUUCAUAAUUUUCACGUAAUAUCUAGAAAUCGUAUGCAGGAAUAUACUACCAUAAAAUUUAAUCUUUGACAAAAUGCAAGUAUUAUUUGCUUUAGGAAAAUUGGAGGUCCUACAGAUGAUGAAAAGAAUCUGUGUGCAUUGACAUGAUAAACACAACGAAUUACUGGUCAGUGCAGUGCCGUAAGCGUAAAUGAACUUAUUUCAACUGUGUAUGAACCGUAAUUAUAAGUGUUUCGGAUUUAUUAAUCCGUUGAUUUAAAGUCCAGCGCUAAUCCCCUUUAAAUCUCAAAUACUCGUACAUGUAUCUGUGACAAUUAAACUUUGAAAGAGAGACGUCUGGUAGUUGUUAUUGUAUUGUAUUGAUUUUAAACAAAAGUUUAAUAUUUUACCUAUAUUCCAUAGUGGCAAUUAAAGUUCUCAUUGUGUUUUUAAUUCACCUACGUUUGUGAAAAGGGAAUUAUCUCUUGAAACUGUAAGUUAAUGAUUUUAAUAAAUUACAUCAUCUUCAGCCAUUUUCAAGUUAAAAAAAUAAAUAGAUAAUUUAUUAUUCAUAAUUCUGUUUAUCAUAUUCAGAAAUGUAUGCUAGUAUUUUAACAGGAUAUACAUUUUGUAAAAAGUACUGGUUAAUGAAGACUGACUACAUGUAUAUAAAUUCAUGCGGUUUGAUAUUCGACAAGACAAUAUCAUGGCAAAUAAGAAAUUUCUCUUAUAGAAAACAAUAGCAAUAUGGCGGAGUUUGCCUCAGCGCGUGCCUCUAUUACUGGUUCCGCUGUUCCGACAGCUGGAUACAGCUCUGGAGCGGAACACACAUUUCCGCAACAAACGGACCCGGUAAUGGAAUCCGCACCGGAAACGGAAGCGGGGCCAGAAGGUGGAGGGAACACCGUGACAUUUGGAGGUGUAGAGACUUUCAGUAAAACUAACUCAUCAACCGCUGGAUCGACCACGGGUGCUCUCACUGACGACACUGGGAUGACGCCUAUAUCUCAAAAAGUCACAAGCGAGCUGAUUACCGCAGGGGGUGCCGACAGCACUGUCCCGCCCAUGGAGACACCUGGGCCUAGUUCCCUACAGGAUAAAGCCGACAGCAACAAAAUGAACAUCAAUCCAGACGUUGUCAUAGAAAGAGAUUCAAUCGCAAAGCCGUAUCUAAAUGUCGUGGUUAUCGGCCAUCUUGCUUCCGGAAAAUCAACAGUUUCCGGUAGACUGGUGUAUGAAUGUGACGGUAUCGAUGAAGAAUUGAUGACGAAAUUCGAGCGCGAAGCAAAUUUGGCGGGCAAGGCGGCCUCAAAGUAUGCCUGGGUAAUGGACAAACUUCAGGCAGAGAGAGAACGCGGAAUUUCCAUAGAUACCAAACUACGUCGUCUGGAGACACGUAACUAUUACGUUAACGUAAUUGACGCACCUGGUCAUACCGAUUUCGUUCAUAACAUGAUCACAGGAUCCUCGCAGGCGGAUGUCGCAAUCCUGGUUGUAUCAGCUAAGGAGAAGGAGUUUGAGGAAGGUGUAACACAUGACGGACAGACACGUGAACAUUUACAGUUAGCGUACGCCAUGGGAGUUAAACAGCUUAUUGUUGUCAUCAACAAAAUGGACGUUACAAAGCCACCUUACAGUCAGAAAAGAUACAACUUCAUCGAGAAGAAUGUAGAUCUGCUGGCCAAGAAGGCCGGGUUCGACUCUGAGUCUGUCAUUUAUUUACCUAUCUCCGGCUGGAUGGGGGACAACCUCGUCAAAAGAAGCGAAAGUCUUAACUGGUUUAAGAUGUGGAAAAUAGAGCGGAAGUCAGGAGGAGCCAGUGGCAAGACCCUGGUAGAUGCACUGGAUGCCAUGGAGCGACCACCAAAGUUAGAGCGAUACCCUCUCCGCAUGGCCGUCCAUAGUGUAUACAAACUUGGUACGGUUGGUGUUGUGGCAGCUGGCAAGAUACACUGCGGUUUCGUAAAACCAGGAAUGUCGGUUACCUUUGGCCCAUCAGAUUUGAAAACAAAGGUACGUGCUGUACAACUCCACCAUGAUGCUGUCACAGAGGGCUACCAGGGUGAAAAUGUUGGCCUUCAGAUAGAAGGGUUGGAUAUCAAGGACAUCAGAAAGGGAUUCCUGUGCGGGGAGACUAGCAGAGACCCGCCCAAGAAAGUUCAAUUGUUUACAGCACAGAUGGUGAUUCUGCAGCACCCUGGUGUCAUCAAGAAGGGCUACACACCAAUGCUUCACUGUCAUACCGCCUGUGUACCUGUCAAAUUCACCGAAUUAAGAGAAAGAUGUGAUCGAAGAACCGGCGGCCGAAUGGAAUAUAAUCCGACGGUAUUAAAAACCGGCGACGCUUGCGUCGUCGAUAUGGUACCAUCAAAACCAAUCUGUGUCGAGUCAUUUUUCGAUUAUCCGUCUCUAGGGAGAUUUGUUGUCAGGGACAUGAAGCAGACGAUAGGCGUGGGCGUGAUUGUGAACAUUCCUGGACGGGACCCGCCACAAACUGACGACGACAAAUGGGCCGUCGGCACCGUGCCAUUUGCCCGGCGACCACAGACUACAGGCGGACGAAGUGUUACAUUUAGUAUACCCCAGCCAGACGAGUUCGAAAAACCUAAAAAUUUCAGUUUUCAAGACGAAGAAACAUUUAGAACACAGUCUGGUAAGCUCGAGACCGAGUUAUAAAUAGAAAUGUCCAAACUAUGCAAUACAAUGCAACAAGAAGCUGCUUUCAGCACUAUGACUGUUUCCUUGGAAACAGGACGCUGGCUAAGAAUUGCUGACAAUUUAUCCAACGUUGGCUAUAAUGAAGUUUGUCAUGUUUUACUGUGCCCAACGUUUAGUUUACGGUAUCAAAUACGUGAAAAGUAAUGCAAUUUCAAUUAUAAGAAAAGACUUCCAGCUGUGACACAAUAGAUAGCAACGUACAAGUUACACUGGUACUGGAAACGUCAAUAUUUUUCCAUACACUGACGCCUGAAUUUCAUAUCGGGUGUGUGUUGUUGCACUAUUUUUUUUCAUUUAGUUCAGUAUUGUUAGUCCUAUUCAGACUUUUGAAAAAAUCGUAAUAUUUACAUUAUAUUUAUAUAUGUACAUGCGUAUUUUAUAAAAAAAAAAAUAUUAUUUUAUCUUUUCAUCGGGAAAUAUGCACCCGUUCUUCAGCGGAAGAAGAUUGUGCUCCUAAAGCCGCGUAAUAUUUCCACCGAAGGUAUCAUGCAUAAGGUAAUAACACCCAUACUGACGUCGCUGUGCGUGAUGUCAUUUAUAAAAUGCAUUUCACAGGUGUCAUAGCUUUUACUCAGGCUCAAGCUUAAGAACAAAUUUAUAUCAAUUAUAUUAUACGUUUAAGUGUAGAUGCAGUGUAAUGAAAACAAAAGUAAAUUUGAAUCUAGUAAUAUGCACUCGUUCUUUCGCGGAAUACCAAAUGUUGCGGCGGUCACAAAUUCGUGCAGUAUUUCCACUGCAGAACUCGUGCAUGAUACUCGAUACAAAGCAAUAAAUGAGUUUUUACAUCCAUGUUUCAGUUUAGUACAUUCGUUGCUAUAGAAAUAAAACGCUUACUCUUUGUCAACAAUUAAUGUUUGAAUUUUCAUGAAUAAAAUUACACGAUUAC